Messenger RNA from Pungitius pungitius (ninespine stickleback), 598 nucleotides. RefSeq names its product histone H2A-like. The record is from RefSeq and is a predicted model, not a curated record. The transcript has a single exon. Gene Ontology annotation, biological process: heterochromatin formation. Lineage: Eukaryota; Metazoa; Chordata; Actinopteri; Perciformes; Gasterosteidae. Gene Ontology annotation, molecular function: protein heterodimerization activity; DNA binding; structural constituent of chromatin. The coding region runs from base 49 to 438 and encodes 129 amino acids. Gene Ontology annotation, cellular component: nucleosome; chromatin.
CCGUCCCCUGACGUCACACAUCUGACAAACACUAUCUACUAAUCCACCAUGUCUGGAAGAGGAAAGACCGGAGCCGGCAAAGCGAGAGCCAAGGCCAAGACCCGCUCGUCCCGCGCCGGCCUCCAGUUCCCCGUGGGCCGCGUCCACAGACACCUGAGGAAGGGUAACUACGCCCAGCGCGUCGGCGCCGGGGCCCCGGUGUACCUGGCGGCGGUGCUCGAGUACCUGACCGCUGAGAUCCUCGAGCUGGCCGGAAACGCAGCUCGCGACAACAAGAAGACCCGCAUCAUCCCGCGUCACCUGCAGCUGGCGGUGCGCAACGACGAGGAGCUCAACAAGCUGCUGGGCGGCGUGACCAUCGCGCAGGGCGGCGUGCUGCCCAACAUCCAGGCGGUGCUGCUGCCCAAGAAGACCGAGAAGCCCGCCAAGAGCAAGUAGCGCUCCGCUCCCCGAGGACCCAAAGGCUCUUUUAAGAGCCGCCCAAGUCCCUCAAAGAGACGGAUCCUCCUCCCGGCUUCUAGAAUAGAAUUAUGAUUAUAAUCACAUCAUGACUCCCUGCAGGCUAAUGUGGAGACAAUAAUAAAAACCGCUUAUACGA